Messenger RNA from Suhomyces tanzawaensis NRRL Y-17324, 1092 nucleotides. Its product is annotated as palmitoyltransferase. The record is from RefSeq and is a predicted model, not a curated record. Gene Ontology annotation, cellular component: endoplasmic reticulum; Golgi apparatus. Gene Ontology annotation, biological process: protein targeting to membrane; peptidyl-L-cysteine S-palmitoylation. The transcript has a single exon. Lineage: Eukaryota; Fungi; Ascomycota; Pichiomycetes; Serinales; Debaryomycetaceae. Gene Ontology annotation, molecular function: protein-cysteine S-palmitoyltransferase activity. Bases 1 to 1092 code for a protein of 363 amino acids.
AUGUUCCUCCCACUUUUCCUCCUCACACUUGCCUUCGUGGCGCUCUCAGCCGUAUUCAUCUUUGGCGACCUGCCCAGCCUCAGAGCUACGCCCAUCCACAAGCUCCGUCUCCAGCUAGUACUCCUUUGGAACCGUUUGGCUGCCAGCUACCACCACAUCGACACCAACGUGUGCCAUGGACGACUAGCGUUCUACUUGAACGCGGUAGUGCCAGUGGCGUAUCUCGGACUUGUCACCUUCUGCCUCCACCAGUUCUUCUCCAAAACCUACCCUGUACUUUUGCAGACACCCCAUGGCCCCAAUCGCAGCUAUAUCGCCUUCACGGUCGUCUUGGUGUACGUGGCUACCGCGUUGGCAGUGUUUUCAGACCCUGGCCAUGCUAGCGACUCCGCCCUGCGCAGGUUCAGAAACAACCAAUUGAUCUUCUUCGACAACAAGGUGUGUCACACAUGUGACCUCGUCAAGCCAGCACGGUCCAAGCACUGCUCGGUGUGCAACAGCUGCUAUCUCUUGUACGACCACCACUGCGUGUGGAUCAACAACUGCGUGGGCUACUACAAUUACCGCUGGUUCGUGUUGUAUCUCGUGGCCAACAUCAACAUGUUGGUCUACGGAGGCUACGUGUGUUUCGUGUCCCUCCAGUUCGAAAGGGCACGGUUACAGUCACCUGGGUGGUGGAGCCUUAUCAGCCAAACCACCGCUGCUAACGAGGUCACAGGCAUUUUUGUGCUUUUGUGCAUUCCGUUCGCUAUCAUCGCUUCAUUGUUUACUGCUCUCCACAUUCGUUAUAUUUACCUCGGAGUCACAACCAACGAGUUGGAUAAGUGGUCAGAAAUUGAGCAUUUGGUCCGCUUGGGCGCGUUGUACCAUUUGCAGAGCUCCGACAUCAACGGAGAAACCUACUUAGAGCAGGCCAGCACCAAGGACGGCCAAACUGUGUACAUCAGCUUAAAAAACGAGGCGAUCUUGAUCCAGGGUUCCGAUGUACACCACUACGACUUGAGGCAAAUCACCUCUGUGGAGAAUGAGUUGACCAAUAUCUACGACAGGGGAUUCUGGAAUAAUGCCCGCGAAAGGCUCUUAUUGGAAUGA